AUGGAGAAGAUUGACUUAUCUACUAACUCGAAGAAGAUCCAGGACCUCUACAACAAAGUGGUUCGUGGUGACCAAUCGACCACCUACGGUGUGUUUUCGGUUGACAAGAAUGGAGUGCUCGAUGCUACCAGCGGCGGAUCAGGAGAUUUGGAGGAAUUUGUCUCCGAGUUCUCUGAUGGUCAAGUUCAGUUCGGUUUGACUCGUGUGACUCUUCCGGGAUCUGACGUGGUUAAGAACCUCUUGCUUGGUUGGUGUCCCGACAAUGCUCCAGCAAAGUUGAGAUUGUCUUUUGCGGCCAACUUCGCAGAUGUUUCGCGUGUUUUGAGCGGAUAUCAUGUUCAAAUCACCGCAAGAGAUUCUGACGAUUUGGAUGUGGACGAGUUUCUUUCUAGAGUGGGAGCAGCUGCUGGUGCAAGAUACGGAACAGCCAAUGCUGCUCCAUCUGUCAAGAAGGCUUCGCCACAACCAGUGCCUGCCGUUGUUUCGAAGCCUUCAAAGCCUUCCUCUUUUAUUCCAAAGUCAACGGGGAAGCCCGUGGCCCCAAUUACUCCAAAGCCAGCUUUUAAGUCUCCUACAGUGAAGCCAUCCGAGCCAACUGCUCAAGACGAAGAUGAAUGGGGAGGAGAGAAAGAGAUUGAAGAAAGAGACUUCGAGAAGCAGCCUCUAGAGUCUGUUCCUUCUGCUUAUAAACCUACUAAGGUCGAUAUUGCUGAGUUGAGAAAGCAGAAAUCUGACACCAUCUCCUCUAAGAUAGCUCCAUCGAAGCCACAAGAGAGCAAGUCUGAACUGGCUGAACAGAAGACUUUGAGCGACAGAAUGAAAGCAUUUCAGCUGGCUGGCGAUGACGGAAGACUUACGUCUUUACCAAAGCCAAAGGUUAACCACUCCGUGGCUUCCCGUUAUACUGCUGCUUCAUCCUCGAGUUCUGCGCCAACUUUUGGUGCUAAGCCACAUUUUGGGCAGUCUUUGGACAAGAAGGAUAAGUUGGUUGGUGGAUUAUCUCGUAAUUUCGGUGCUGAGAAUGGCAAAACACCUGCUCAGUUGUGGGCUGAAAAGAGAGGUAAGUUCAAGGAUGUCAAUCAUGAUGAGGAACCAGUCCAUGCUUCUAGUACGUCUGAUUCUAGGGAAUUGGAGUCUGAGUUUAAGUCUUUUCAAGUGAAAGAUAAGGAAGAUGAUAAAGAAACAGAAGAACCAGCGGUCGCUCCAAAGGAUGAAGAAGAGGAAGAAGAGGAAGAAGAGGAAGAAGAGGAAGAAGAGGAAGAAGAAAAACAUGAUUUCAAGCCAACUAUCAUCAAGCCGGCUGUUGGUGGCUUCCCUGCUCCACCGAAGAGAGUCCUUCCAUCUGCCCCAGCUGAAGAGGAGAAGGAGGAGGAAGAGGAAGAGGAGGUUCCUGCUCCAGCCCAUGUUCCUUCAUUGCCAGCUCGUAACUUGCCCCCACUUCCUACCAGAGAGGAGCCAAAGGCCGAACUGCCAACACCUUCUAUGCCAAAGAGAGAAACUGAAGAAAGUAAGGUUGGUAUCUCGGCUGUUGCACAAUAUGACUACGAGAAGGAUGAAGACAAUGAAGUUGAGUUCAAUGAAGGUGAUAUUAUUGUGGAGAUAGAAUUUGUUGACGAAGAAUGGUGGUCGGGAAAGAAUUCUAGAACUGGGAAGACCGGGUUGUUCCCAGGUUCUUAUGUGACAGUUCAGGAUGAAAGUGAACCUGCUGAAAAACCUUCGAGUGCUUCAGAGGCCCCUGCUACUGCUACCGAUUCUCCUGCUGGUUCUGAAGGAAAGACUGCUGUUGCUGAAUAUGAGUACGAAAAAGAAGAGGACAAUGAGAUCACUUUCGCCGAGGGGGACUUGAUCAUAGAAAUUGACUUUGUUGACGAAGACUGGUGGUCUGGUAAGAACUCCAAGACUGGAGACGUGGGAUUGUUCCCAGCUAACUACGUCAAGUUACAGUAA
Messenger RNA from Sungouiella intermedia, 1947 nucleotides. Lineage: Eukaryota; Fungi; Ascomycota; Pichiomycetes; Serinales; Metschnikowiaceae. The record is from the annotation of a GenBank genome assembly.